CAGCGGUUCGCGUGCGUGCAACAUGCUUCGAAGCGAGAUAACAUUCACGCUGUUAUGCGUCCUAUUGAUAAGACACCACGUAGAAGCAGUAAUCAACAAAUCUCAAGCAUCCUCAGCCACCGAGGAGAAGAAAGAAAAUGAAGUGAAAGCUGACGAGAGGAUAAGUAACUCAUACGGUCCACCAUCGAGCGACUAUGGUCCUCCAAGUGGUUCAGAUUUCAAAGGACCGGCACCCGUGUACGGUCCACCAGAAUUAGUGGGUGAUCAAGGACCAACACCGAUAUACCCACCACCACCGCCAGACGUGCCUCCACCGGCAUUCGGGCCGCCGUUAGCCUCGUACGGCCCACCACGUAUUAAACCGCAUUUCGGCCCCCCAAAACAAAAUUACGGCCCUCCACUGUCAUUGCCGUCAAAGCUGAGCUUCGGCUCGCUGAAGCUUCACUAUGGGCCACCGAAGCAGCAUUACGGACCACCGUACUCGUUCACAGCGUUUAGACCGCCGAAAACUCAGUACGGGCCGCCGUUGAAGUUCAGUUCCGCGGUGUCCAGCCAGUUCACGACUAUAGCGUCUUCGGGACACGGGUCAGUGAAACCGGGGCACAGUUUGCCCGUGUCUUUGGAUGCUUACGGUCCACCGCAGAAACUCGCCGUUCAGUUCACUUCCCAGCCGAGCGACAAUUACGGACCGCCGCCGCAGUCUCUACCUAAUAUUCAGUACGGUCCACCUGCCGGCGACCUGUACAGGCCACCCCCAGGACCUCUGCCAGGAGUGCCAGCCCCGCCUACUCCGCCUGACAUAAAGUACGACGGCUGGCAGCCGAUCGCCGGAUUAGCCAGCCAACAUGGCUCUGUCGAGAGCUACGGCGCGCCUUUGGAGAACUAUGGCGUACCUGACAGUGAGCAAAAGAAUAUUCACGGUUCCUCUAUAAACUUGCAUGUGUCUCAAUCUUCAUCGAACGCCGCCGCUGAACAUUCGAACGUACCAAGUGAUUCUUAUGGAUUACCAAUUCAUAAUCCCGAAGCUCAAGACCUGAAAAGCUCGGUGAGUAGCGGUUCCAGUGAUAACGAUGGGCUGCCACCUCCACCAUUGCCACAGUAUGAACCUUUCCAUAACGAGAACCAGGCGCAUUUGAAGAAGGAGGAACAAAAGGUACCCAAUGUGGAACCGCUUUCUAUCGUUAAAACUGUAGGAUUUGAAUUGUUGCCUACCUCAGGACCUCUGGUUGCUGAUUUGAAUGUAGGUUCCCUGCCAACCUUGAAGUUGCCUGUUGUUGAUAGCGGAGCCCAACUGAAUCUUGAUCAUGGUGUCUCGCAUGCGUUUCAGAAUAUAGGAAACGAUUUGUCGCUGACACAAGUGAACGCAUUGUCAGGUUCUUACGGUCAACCGUUGCCGAUUGUGUCCCUUGGACAUUCUGUGAACUCUAUCGAGGCUGGAUUUCCUUUGCCUCCUCCGCCAGUACUCGACACCUACAGUGCACCACCACUUUCGUCUUAUUCUUCUAAUGGUCCGUACCCAGCUGCCGAAUCAGGCCGGUCGUCGUCACUGUUCUCGUCGUUUGGACUGCAAAGCAGUUCUCUUUUCAAGCAAAAUGUUCAUCAUCAUCGUCCACAUGGGUCGUUCAGAACACCUCUCUCUCCACCUGCUUCCCUGAUACCACCCAGGAAUCGCGACCCGAUUAAAUUCAAGGAAGCCGUUCCCAGCGGACUUUUGACUAACCUGAAUCGCUACUUACCGCCGCCACCUCGGCAUUUCGGUUUUACCAAGGCAACGAAAUCUUUUAUCCCACCGUUCUCAUUUGAACAAAAAUUGCCUAGUCCAGGUGCCCCGAUCGCUUUCCACAAAUUAAACGGUUUUGACUUCAAUUCGCCGAUAGCAGCACCUAACGUGCACUAUGGGACGCCAUUGUCCUUCGGUGACUUCAACACCCCGGCGCCGAUUUUGACAUACGGAGCACCCAACUUCGGACCUCCAUCUAGUUUUAUUUCAACAUCCACAGGUUUUGGAAAGAAUCUGUAUGAUAGUGUUAGCAACACUAUAACAACCACGUAUGGAACACCCAUAAUUAAUGCGCCGCAGACAACAGGAGUUGCUCAUGAUUGUGGCUUCCAGCAAGGAAACGGUCUACAGUAUAAUUUACAUGACACUGGAACACACGCAGGAGGCUUAGAAUCAUUCGGUCAAGCUCAUUCUGCUGAUCUGAACCGCAAUACGCUUCUAAAAGUGGAACAAUUGCCAACUGGUUCGGGUGGCCCGUCAGCAUUGGGUCAGUUGAACCUGGAAAAGGAUCAGAAUCUAGGCUCCAAAGACAGCUAUGGAAAUUCAGUGGGUGCUACGUACAAUAUCCUAGAACAUGCGGAUAGUGUCUUGUCCAGUGAUCAUAGUCAAGGAUCCGAGGUUGCUAACGUGCUGGCAGCACCACCUUCUGCACCGACUCACGAUGUAGUGUCUUCUAAUACGCAGUAUCACCAGGAAGGAGGAAUAAGGGCUGAAGCCCUAACAACAGCUUUAAACGAGCAAGAGUUUGGUCGUGCAAAAAACCUUGGCUCCGGCGACGUAGACGCUAGUCAAUUUUUAAGCACCCACGAAGGUAGCGAAGCAUUGUCCCUGGCGAAAGGUUUGACGAUCGCUAGUGGUAGGGACGGGUUUGAGAUCCAAGGAUCCAAGGGAACUUACAUGCUACAGAUCCAGCCGGCUGAUGGAGGACUCGGAACGGAGAAUUCGGAUGGCAGCAUAAGGCACGAUCAGGUAUUGUCUAAUGGACUGUUGCAGGACAUAUUGGCUGCUAUUGAGCAGCCGGAACGUGGCCACGUGCAGCUUCAAGGUCUACCAGAGGCGCAGUCUUUGCAGCACGUGUACAGCGACCUGCCGCAUAGUUUAGGCACCGAUGUACCCAAGGGACAUUACAUCACUGUGGACGAUGACACAGCAAAGACAAAUGUUAAGGAUUUGGUUGGACACGCUGAGGAUAGGAACGAGGUUCAGCUUAACGACGCAGAUCCUGCUAAGAAAGAAGGAGUUGCCUUCUUCUUCAACAAUCAGUACGGUGACUCGAAAAAGGAGACGAGGUCAGUUGUGAAAAGUGAGACUGUGGUUACCGCUUCGUCUAAUGAGGGUAAAACUGUUGGCAAGGAAAAGUCUUCAUAA
This is a messenger RNA of Nomia melanderi (Alkali bee), 3148 nucleotides long. RefSeq lists its product as uncharacterized. The record is from RefSeq and is a predicted model, not a curated record. Lineage: Eukaryota; Metazoa; Arthropoda; Insecta; Hymenoptera; Halictidae.